Messenger RNA from Gadus macrocephalus (Pacific cod), 1905 nucleotides. Its product is annotated as protein rapunzel-like. The record is from RefSeq and is a predicted model, not a curated record. Lineage: Eukaryota; Metazoa; Chordata; Actinopteri; Gadiformes; Gadidae.
AGCCAAGUUCCAGAGAACUGGCAGCCAAGUUCCAGAGAACUGGCAGCCAACUUCCUGAGAACUGGCAGCCAAGUUCCUUAGAACUGGCUUAUUUCCUGAUUGGUGGCUUUGCCCUGAAGUUUGAUUGGCUGUCACGGCCAAACGGUUUUGAAUUUGGAAAAGAUUUUUGACACAUUUGUUCAGCUUGGUCCGAAGAUCAUAAAUGGCAAGUUUCAUGAAGAUUGAAAACUUGAAAAAGAGUGUUAAAACACAUCUUCAUUAUUUACAGCGCCCCCUAGAGGUCAAAUUGAAUGAGAGUCCCCAUGAUGAUGUCAUGGGUCUAUGUACCAAGUUUGGUAAAGAUAUGUCAAAGAGCUUCUGAGGCUGUUGGCUGUCGCGACCAAACGGUUCUGAAUUUGAAAAAUCUAUUCAAUAAAUCUAGCAUGGCCUGAAGAUAAUCUGUGCCAAGUUUCGAGAUGAUUGGACAGCAUUUGUGACAAGAGAUGCAUUUUGAAGGUUUUUGACAUAAACCAAGAUGGCGGAAAAUCCAUAAUGGCGCAAAACGAAGACAGGAUGCUUUGAACUCGGCAUGGACGAAGCAUUCCAAUGAUUCCUUGUUUCACCCACUUGGUAGACUGGGUAGGCCCGCCCCUUCUGCCUGCGAUUUGAGUUCGCCCUGCACAAGGGUCUGGAGAAGAGCAAUACAUUUCUUUCUGCUUCCGAUACGUUUUUGCGGGAGCCAAUCACCAAGCUGGCUUUUUCCCUUUGCGCGCUAUUGGCUGGUUUAACACAAUGACGACAGGGAAGCAACGGCAAGCAGCCAAUCAUGUACCGAGCAGCAAUGAGGGGGCAAAGCAGAAUAUGACUCCAUAAACUAAUUUUGGUGGACAGACAUAAUUGGUUAGGUGGCUAUUUGAUGACUGUCUCAGUAAUUUCACCUACAAAGAAAGCUAUUGGCAAAUGGUUAUCAGAAUGAAAAUACAUUGAAUAUUUUCCCUGAUAAACAGGAAAUACAAAGGAUUUCAUGUGUCACUCAAUGAUAUAAAAACCAACUGUGUCCGUGUUUCCUUCUAAAGUCUCAACUCCAAAUUUCUAGAUCUCAAACUACAGAGCAGCUGAGCGGCCGUGAAGCAGGAGCCAUGGCAGACACUCGGAAGACAGUGGUCAAGGUGCUAAUCAGUGUAGAGAAGGUCACGUCCUUUGCCACCUCCAUCAUCCUCAUCUGCGGCAUUUUGCGCAAGGGCCUCCAGGAGGACGGGGCCCACGCCCUGGAAAAGGACUUCCAGGCACUGCACUGCAAGAUGGGGAGCAUCUCGGCUAAGAACCGGCAGUACCUGCAGAAGAUCCGGAUCGACGAGGUCAACGAGACCUUCGACAACCACGAGGAGUUCAUGAAGCACCAGUACGCCGCCUUGGGCAACAUGGUGGCCCGGGUGAAGAAGGACCCGGACGCCGCCGACCUCCACAUGAGCACCUUCGAGAGGAUAAACGAGCGGGACAAGGCGGACAUGAUGAGCCUGGACGUCUACUACCGUGGUGUGAUGGGGAAGGGCUCCGUGUUCGGCCGGCCCCUCCUGCUGGUGUACUUGGAGCACUGCGGACGCAACCGCACCGUGAUGGAGCACCGCUGCUCCCACCUACGCUUCCUCUUCCACAUGGGCCUCAUCGCGCUCAUGGCCUACACGGCGGUGACGGAGGACGACGAGGAGGAGGUGGCCCAGAAGUGGGCCAAGAGAGUGCAGGAGAUCCAGAGCAAGAUGGAGGAGGUUCUGAGUCAUUGCCAGGAGGAGAGCCCACCCUAGGUUCUGGGAGGGGAGGUCGGAGGGGAGAUGGGAGAUUGGUGGUGGGAGGGUGGGAGGUUGGGAGGGAGGAGGGGUGGGGGGAGGGAUACGAUAUUGUCCAUGUCAAUAUGGAAGCACUUCAGGU